CUGCAUCUCGCUGUCGACGUUCAUCGCAAGAAAAUACACAAGCAGAGGCUCAUUAGAUGUCGUCGUCUGUCCAAAACCAGCCAGGAUCUGGCUGUCCUGCUGCUCCUCCGACGCCCCAAGAAAUCACAAGGAAACUGUCGGUGCACAACAAGCCCGCUAAGCCUCCCCAUGUGCUUUCACCGUCCGCCCUAUCGGGUACGGAAAGCGAUUCUGACACGUUUUUCUCCCCGGAGCAUUCUCCGUUAGCCAGUAGCUAUUUCUCGGGAGGCUCGCAGCCUCAAGCGAUUAGCCACCCACACAGCCAUGCACAGAAUCACGGUCAUGGCAUGUCACUCGGACUUUCUACUAGCGUAUCAUCAAAACCAUUGUCUUCUAUUGCGGAACGAAGAAGCGGAAGUGCCGACGAGGAAUCGGAUGAGAACGAAGAGGCUGAUGAGGAGUGGGCACAAGAACGCCAUUCGAUUGACCUCACACAAACGCACAGACCUGAUGAAGACAGUGUCAUAAAAACUGGCUAUUUGCACAAAAAGGGCGAGCGGCGAAAGACUUGGAAGAAGCGCUGGUUCGUUCUCCGACCUGCUCACCUUGCGUUCUACAAAAAUUCUGCCGAAUAUCAAUUGUUACGUCUUCUUGACCUCUCAGAUGUCCAUUCUUGCUCUCCUGUGGAGUUGAAGCGACAUUCACAUAGCUUUGUUCUCGUGUCUCCCAGCCGGACUUACUAUCUGCAGGCCGACACUGAGCAAGAGAUGCAAGAUUGGGUACGACGUGUGAACACAGCUCGAGAAGCUCUGCUUGGUACCUCAACCCAGAACAGUGCCACUGCGACCCCUAUUGCUAUUCCUGCCUCUGGAAGCGGAUCUCGUCAAAACACUUUUGCACAUUCUCCGACCGCGGGUGUAGUAGGGGGUGCUACCACGCCGUCUCCACCUUCUGCUCGUAGCAUUGGAUUUGCUGCCGGGCCUGUGACUUCUGACUCAGAAUCGGAAGACCAGGCAGCAGGUGAAGUGCCAAAGUCGGUCGGCAAUGUUACUGCUUCCCCGUCAAAGACUCAGACUCAAGUCGGUGGCUCUACGAGCAAGGAUACAUCAAAAAUAAUUUUGUCAGGCUAUCUGAUGAAGAGUCGCUCGAAGCGCCGGGGAUGGAGGAAGAGAUGGUUUGUCUUGACGAACGAAGGUUUAUUCUAUAGCGCUAGUCAUAUGGACUCGAAACCUCGUCGAUCGAUUGAUCUCUCACAGAUUAUCGACGCCCUUGAAUAUGAUUUAUCCCAGGACAAGAGCCACUCAGGUUCCAACGCGAUCUCGCCUCCCGUCAUUUCCGCCAGCGACGAGAGCUAUGGGCACGAAAUGGACUCCGCGAACACCGGGUUCAGUGGCGCAAAAUAUACGUUCAAGAUCGUAACUACAAAGCGACCGUUGUUGUUGUGUGCACCAAGUGAAGCUGAGGAGAUUAAGUGGCUAAGUGCUGUGCGAGCAUUAAUCGCAAGACGCUCGAAUCCAUUGAGUUCUACCUCCGCGGGCAACGCACAGGGAGCUUUUGGAAAUGCAGAUGUGACUGGAACGGUGCCCCCUCCAGUCGCCGGCGUCAAGGCGUCAGUAUCAACAGGGGGACGAAAGCGUAGUGCGAGCGGAGCGAGUGGACUUCCGAUCGUAAGGGAUGAGCCAUCGCACCAUUGAAUUAACAGGGGUCGGAAUGAAACGCCAGUUUUGACCCUUGCUGUUAACACUCCUCGAUGGCCGCUCCCAAGGAGCCGUUUAUGCGACACAGCGCUCUCGAACGACGCAUCUUUCAUAUAUCCUAACGGAUUCCUCGUUACCCACACGGACGCCGCCACCAUGUCUCGCGUCCUUUGUUCUGGAUUAUUGUAACAUCAUUUUCUUCACUGUUUUUACCGCUUGAAAUCCUCAGAUAUAUUUUGUAACUGUGGGUGUAUAUUAUUCCUUUUUGUGUAUGCCUCUACUCCAGUCUUUCCUCUCAUAUAUCGUCUUUGUACUCCUCGAUCCUUCUGUUGCGACGUCCUUGCUUAUUCCUUCAU
This is a messenger RNA of Fomitiporia mediterranea MF3/22, 2032 nucleotides long. Its product is annotated as PH-domain-containing protein. Bases 57 to 1673 code for a protein of 538 amino acids. NCBI's taxonomy places the organism in Eukaryota, Fungi, Basidiomycota, Agaricomycetes, Hymenochaetales, Hymenochaetaceae. The record is from RefSeq and is a predicted model, not a curated record. The transcript has 4 exons.